Centropristis striata (black sea bass) is the source of this 2980-nucleotide messenger RNA. It is a transcript of the gene gtpbp3, whose product is annotated as GTP binding protein 3, mitochondrial. The record is from RefSeq and is a predicted model, not a curated record. Bases 234 to 1787 code for a protein of 517 amino acids. Gene Ontology annotation, biological process: tRNA wobble uridine modification; tRNA methylation. Lineage: Eukaryota; Metazoa; Chordata; Actinopteri; Perciformes; Serranidae. The transcript is spliced from 11 exons. Gene Ontology annotation, cellular component: mitochondrion; cytoplasm. Gene Ontology annotation, molecular function: GTP binding; protein binding; GTPase activity.
UCGUGGUAAAUGUAAACGGCUGAGGAUACAGGAGUUAACUUUCACUGAUAUGAGCAGUUACAGUUGAUGAAUUUUCGCCAUUUACCGGCUAAAGUUACAUUCACGGGUUACUUCGACAUUAGCUUACAAUGGGAAAGUAAUACACGAUGAUUUGGUCAAGGUCAGAGCAUGGUUUACACUGUCAUUCUCUAAAAUCACCCACUACAUGAAACGUUUGAUGAUAUGUUGACAUUAUGCUGCCGUCCAUGUAUCGCGGGUUAUGGAGAGCUGCUGUCCACACGCUCAGGGCAAGCAAAGGAAAUCCACCUUCCAGAUUCCUGUCCACGUGCAAUGGAGUCUCAUCUGGACUGGCUGAUGCUGAGACCAUCUUUGCACUAUCCUCAGGCCAUGGCCGGUGUGGAGUGGCUGUGGUGCGAGUCAGUGGACCAGCCUCAGCCACAGCUCUGUCAUGUAUGACCGGGCUCACACGCAGCCUGCCUGCACCUCGUACUGCCCUGCUGCGCAGCAUCACAGACCCCCAGUCCAAAGAAGUGCUGGACCGCGGACUUGUCCUCUGGUUCCCAGCGCCACACAGUUUCACAGGAGAGGACAGUUUGGAGCUCCACAUCCAUGGUGGUCCUGCUGUCAUUACUGCUGUCUUACAGGCUCUAGGAAGCGUGCCUGGCAUGAGGCCUGCUGAAGCUGGAGAGUUCACGCGGAGGGCCUUUCAAGCAGGGAAACUGGGUUUAACAGAGGUGGAGGGGCUCGGGGAUCUGAUCCAUGCUGAGACGGAGGCUCAGAGGAGACAGGCUCUCAGGCAGAUGUCAGGAGAGCUGGGACGCCUUUAUCAGGACUGGAGUCACAAACUGAAACGGUGCCUGGCUCAUGUUGAGGCCUUCAUAGACUUCAGUGAGGAUGAGCUCAUAGAGGAUGGGGUCUUAAACCAAGUGGACAGGUCGGUGUGUGAUCUGCAAGCAGAGAUGGAGCGCCACCUUAAGGAUGAGAGACGGGGUGAGCGGCUUCGCAGCGGAGUCCAGGUGGUCAUCGCAGGAGCCACCAACGCAGGGAAAAGUAGCCUCCUUAACACACUCUGCCAGAGACCUGCAGCCAUUGUGUCUCCCAUUGCUGGCACCACCAGGGACGUAGUGGAGACGGCACUGGACAUCGGUGGGUUCCCGGUCCUCCUGAGUGACACAGCCGGCCUCAGAGACAGCCCCGACCUGGUGGAGAGAGAGGGGGUCCGCCGAGCUCGGGAAAGAGUGGAACAGGCAGAUCUGACCCUGGUGGUUGUGGACUCUGCUCAUCUCCCCUCUGAUGCACAGAAAGCUGCCACCAUCCUGCAGGGACACCUCAGGAGUGUCCUGCCCACCCAGGAGCAGCCCAAGACAGUAUUUUCUGCAGACAGGUUUCUGCUGGUGCUGAAUAAAACCGACCUGUUGCCUGAGGAGCAGAGGCUGAAGCUGCACAGAGAGCUGAGGCUGGUCUCAGGACUUCCUCCUGUUAGUCUGAUAUCUUGCCACACUAACAAAGGACUGCAGGACUUCCUCACAGUGCUACACAGCAGUGUCAAGACUCUGUGUGGCGACCCUCUGUCUGGUGCCCCCACCCUGACCCAGGCCCGCCACAGGGCCCACCUGCAGCAGUGUUUUGCUGCCCUGGCUCAAUACCAGCGGUACCGGGACAUCGACCUUGCUCUGGCAGCUGAAGGUGUCCGGUUAGCUCUCACCAGCCUGGGGCGGAUUACUGGACGUGUCGGGGCAGAGGAGAUCCUGGAUAUCAUCUUCAAAGACUUUUGCAUUGGAAAAUAGUCAGAGGAGUAUCAGCGAAAACAUGAAGUACAUGUAACAUCAGCCCGCUCAGAGAGGAAGGUUGUGUUCUUUUUUGGCAAGAACACUGCUUCGGCAUUACGCCAGGCUUCGAGGCACAGCAAGGGUAAAAAGAAUAAAAUUCAUGUUCUUGGCUGCAGAAUCACUCCGCUCCCAAGGCACAGAAAUCUUUGUUUUCUGUUGAUGCUCUUAAACAGACUGAAAUAGUUUUAAAGUGAUGACAGGUGCCUCGCAGGCCCCUUGUGCUGCACAAGUGUUUGGCAAGUCUUGAGUCAUAAUUUAAAAAUAGCCACAGAGAACCUUUGAUAGGUGGACAUUGGUCUCUUGGGUCACAACAUUACAGCCAAAACCAUUUAAAAUGGAGCCUGCAGCAAACAUCUGCAAGGCCAUGGACUCAAAGUUUCCUUGUACUGCAGGACAAUGAAGUUUUGUUUUGUUUUUCAUUAGGGAUCAGAUAUUCCAGCUGUACCCAUUUGAGACAUUUUGUUACUUUAAAUCUACUAUUUGUUGUAUUCUGUAAGCAAUGAUGUGUAUUCUGUGUGUGCUUGAAAGCAUUAGAUACACUUGAAAGUUACACUUAUCUCUUGAGCAAAAUAAUAUGAAAUUAUGUGCUACUAUUUAAAAUGUUAUAAUAAUGUUAAUAAUAAUAAUAAUAAUAAUAAUAAAGGUUAUAAUGCCAUACAUAGUUAAUACAUGUCAUAUGAGAUCUUUGGUGUGUGAUAAAUGGGAUAAUGUGAGUUUUCGUAACAAAUCAAAUUUGUGUCAUAAAUCUGAAAGACCACAAAACAAAUCUUAGAAAAGAAGGUCAGAUUGUCUUUACACCUGCAUUAAUGGAUUGAUUGUGAUAAAUAAAAGGCAGAGAAACAGGCUGUUAACACAUUAACAACAUCUUAGUUUGUUUCCUUUUUACACAUCCACCAGUCAAGGAGAAAUGUGUCCAUUGUGUUUCGUCAUGUCAUGUCAAUAUUAUUUUAUUCAUAUUAUUUUGACUGAUAUUUCAGUUGUGAUGUGAUUUACAGUAUUGGAGGGAAUGAUCAGUUUUGCAUCAUUAAUGUUAUUUUCAUUGAAAAAAUAUAUCAAAGUGAUCAUUGUGUGUUUUUUGUAAUUGUUCAACCCUUUUAUAUCCCACAAUAUAUACUUCACGUGUUUAUAAUACCCUCAUUACAUAAAAGCUU